Callorhinchus milii (elephant shark) is the source of this 3263-nucleotide messenger RNA. RefSeq names its product jade family PHD finger 2 (gene jade2). The coding region runs from base 316 to 2997 and encodes 893 amino acids. The transcript has 15 exons. Gene Ontology annotation, cellular component: histone acetyltransferase complex. The record is from RefSeq and is a predicted model, not a curated record. Gene Ontology annotation, biological process: regulation of transcription by RNA polymerase II. NCBI's taxonomy places the organism in Eukaryota, Metazoa, Chordata, Chondrichthyes, Chimaeriformes, Callorhinchidae.
UGGGGGGGGGAGAAAGACGUUGUUUUUGACGCAGGAAAGACACAGAUCUUGUCUUUUCGAGAGAAGGCAAUUUUAAGUACGUCAUUAAUAUGGCGCCAAAAGAUUUUGAAGUAUGAGCUGUUUGGGUGCCAGGUCCUGGGGUGCACACCAGUGCCAAAAAGGGGGGUCAAACCCCCUGCUCCCGUGGAGAGGCAUCUGAUCGGUGGGAAAUGCCAUUACGAUUUGCAAUACAAGAUGUAGCUGCUGGCCAAAUAAUGUGGAAAAGUAGACAUAUUCGUUGAAAAGACCAGAAGAUUGUAUUACAAAGAUCUCUGGAUGGAUAAUGAAAUGUUGAAACGGAGGAAGUAUUCCACCAGCAGCGAGGACUCAGAUACCACUGACAGUCACAAAACAUCAUGGUCCAGAUGCUCCAAAACCACAAAAAAUCCCUGGAUAAGACAGGAGGAGAAGAAACCUUCAGAGGUUUUUCGAACGGAUCUGAUCACUGCCAUGAAGCUCCCCGAGUCCUACCAGCUGAACCCAGACGAUUACUACAUACUGGCUGAUGCCUGGCGACAGGAAUGGGAGAAGGGGGUUCAGGUGCCUGCCAAUUCCGAGUCGAUUCCUGAACCAGUGGUAAGGAUCUUACCAGAAUUUGAGAAAAUACUUCUGGCUCCAAAGGAACACUUGUUUGAGUCUUUGACCGUCUUUGACUCCUCCGAGUCUGGCUACGUGGACAUGAAGCCGCCUCCGAGGAACUCAUGUCGGUACGACCUCGACGAGGUUGACGUUUGCUGGUUGGAACUAGUGAAUGGAGAAUUCAGAGACGCAGGAAUGCCUGAGGUUGACGAACUGACGAUGGAAUGGAUCAUGGAAGAGUUGGAAAAUCAGUGCCAAGAGAACAUGAACCUGGCGAUCGAGACGGAGGAGGGACUCGGGAUUGAAUACGAUGAGGAUGUGGUGUGUGAUGUGUGCCGAUCCCCGGAAGGAGAGGAUGGCAACGAAAUGGUUUUCUGCGACAAAUGUAACAUCUGCGUUCAUCAGGCUUGUUAUGGAAUCUUGAAGGUGCCCCUUGGUAGCUGGUUGUGUCGGACGUGUGCCCUGGGCGUCCAGCCGAAAUGUUUGCUGUGUCCUAAGAGAGGAGGAGCUUUGAAGCCAACGCGCAGUGGUACCAAGUGGAUCCAUGUUAGCUGUGCCUUAUGGAUACCUGAAGUAAGUAUUGGUUGCCCUGAGAAGAUGGAGCCCAUUACAAAGGUGUCACACAUUCCUGCUAGCAGAUGGGCUUUGGCAUGCAGCCUGUGCAAUGAACGGACUGGAACAUGUAUUCAGUGCUCGAUGGCUUCCUGUAUAACGGCAUUCCACGUGACAUGCGCUUUUGACCGCAGUCUGGAAAUGAGGACGAUUCUCGCGGAGAACGACGAGGUCAAGUUCAAGUCCUACUGCCUGGAGCACAGCAGCACCUUUGCAGGCAUUGCCUCCGUCAAGCGGGAAGAGGCCCGGCAGUCCACCACGGGCACGGCCGACAUGAAGCAGAGCGAGCACGACCUGCUGAAGGCCAGCCUGCGGAAACAGAAGCUGCAGCAGCUGGAGGAGGGCUUCCACGAACUGGUGAAGCCCCCAGAUGUGGCCCAGCAGCUGCACAUGUCCGAAGUCCCGGUGGAGUUUUUCUACCAUUACUGGCAGCUCAAGAGGAAGUCCAACUUUAACCGGCCGCUCCUAGCUCCCAAAACAGACGAGGUGGACAAUCUGGCCCAGCAGGAGCAGGACGUAUUAUACCAACGCCUGAGGCUCUUCACACACCUCCGUCAGGAUCUUGAACGGGUUAGAAAUUUGUGUUACAUGGUGACACGGAGAGAGAAGAUGAAACGAUCAGUCUGCAAACUUCAGGAGCAAAUAUUCCACCAUCAAACCAAACUGAUCGAAGAGGAUCUGAAUCGAGGAUGUCCGGGGAAAAGAAACAAAGGAAAAGUGGGCGAAACCAAGGAGCGUGGGAAAGACAAACAGAAGAGCAGUCAUGAGAAGAAAGGCAAGUUAAAGAGUGAAACAGGGUCCUUAUUGAAGCACCUCGGCUCCAUUCCAUUAGAUGGGGAACUUCUGAAAAAUUGGCUGACACAGACUGUUCAGGUUAAGACAGAAAACCUCCUGAGCCACUGGUCAUUAAAUAGCAGUCCAGGAACCGAGGAGACAACAAGCUUCCUCUCGAAUGAACUGCUACAGGACGAACAGUCGUUACUAAGCAUUGGUGCCAUGAACCGUGCCACAGAUGCUCCAGCAGAACCAUCCUACACUCCUAAGAAAAAGUCCAGACACAAACCACGGGAAAACAGCAAUCCUAAAUCCUUAAAGGAUCGCACCAGCAUCGUUCAACCCAAGAGUCUACACAAGAAGCAGAUUGACCAUCCACAGGAUGGCAUCUUCUGGCCUGAUUCUCCCAAUGAACUUCAAAGCCAAGAUAUUUGCACAGAAGACUUAAAAGCGCUGGGUUCAAAGACCAAUGGGAGUCACAAGAAGGCCAGCGAAGUGAGAAAGUCCAACAAGAAGCAGGGCUCUCAUCAUUCCUGCUCCAAGACAGCUCUUCCCAGUACAUCACCGAAUGGGAAUACUGGUCAGAUCGGUGAAACAUUGGAUUAUUUUGUCUCUGCUUCGCCCAAACCCAGCUCUUCAGUUAAAGUGCCUAACACGUCCACAAGCCCCAAGUCGUGGGUAAGUUUCAAAAUUCCAAAAGCAAGCAACAGGAAGUCGCAAGUGCAGAAGCAGGAUUUGGGGAAUGGGUUCGGACAGAGAGAAAUGUGUUCGGACAGAGAGAAAAGGCCCAAAGAGCCAACAAAGGUCAAACUGCUCUUUGAAAACGAGACAGACGGCUACUUCUCUGAUGCUGAAAUGAGUGACUCGGACACAGAGUCCUCCGGUGACAGGAGCCUUCAGCGGCUGAAUGCAGAUAAUGUGGUUGUCCACCGGAAAUGCGGUGGUGAGGUGAACACAGAGUUUAUUCCAAGUAAAGUCGCUUCAUUGCUUUAAGGAUCACACUGCCUGCCGAGUAGUUUCUUCCGUCAUAUGUACUCAUUACAGGAAACGCAAAGGAAGAGGAUUCGUGUCGGUUUGUCUGCGUUGAGUUGCUUCCUACACCACAUGUAAAAUAACACAACUCAACACGAACCGCAGGAGAUCACACAACUGUGGCGAGAUGGAGGCCUUCUGUGUCUUUUGUUUCAAAGGAAAAGUGAUGUGCCAUUUGUUAAUAAUAAUAAAAAAAAAGAGAAUAAUGGAGAUGAUAUAUAUAUAAA